AGUAGACGCCCCUAGUUCCGGAAGCGCUUCUGUCCCGGAGAACUAUGGCGGCGACCAGGCCACGGUGGCUGCUGCAGUUGCUGCAAAGGGCAAACGUGGGGCGGGCUUCGACCCCAGCUGUUAAGAGCAUCCUCGGAGCCUCCCGGCCCGCAGGUUGGGCCUGGAGGCUGAGUAGAUGUGGCAGUUCUGCAGCAGAAGCACCUGCCACCAAAGCAGAAGAUGACUCCUUUCUCCAAUGGCUCCUGCUCCUCAUUCCUGUUUCUGCUUUUGGCCUGGGGACAUGGCAGGUUCAACGUCGGAAGUGGAAGCUGGAGCUGAUUGCGGAGCUUGAGUCUAGAGUUGGGGCGGAGCCCAUCCCUCUGUCAGCAGACCCAAUGGAACUGAGAAAUCUGGAGUACCGGCCAGUGAGGGUCAGAGGGCACUUUGACCACUCCAAGGAGCUGUAUAUGAUGCCUCGCACCAUGGUGGACCCUGCUAGGGAGGCUCAGGAGGCCGGCCGGCUCUCUUCUUCAGCUGAGAGUGGUGCCUAUGUCAUCACUCCCUUCCACUGCACUGACCUGGGAAUCACCAUCUUGGUAAACAGAGGCUUUGUCCCCAGGAAGAAAGUGAAUCCUGAGACUCGCCAGAAAGGCCAGGUUGAGGGAAAGGUGGAACUAGUGGGGAUUGUGAGACUGACAGAAUCCAGGAAACCAUUUGUCCCUGAGAACAAUCCAGAAAGGAACCACUGGCAUUAUCGGGACCUGGAUGCUAUGGCCAAGCUCACAGGCACAGAACCCAUUUUCUUAGAUGCAGACUUUGAGAGCACAAUCCCUGGAGGGCCCAUCGGAGGGCAAACCCGAGUGACACUGAGGAAUGAGCACCUGCAGUAUAUCAUCACUUGGUAUGGACUCUGUGCAGCCACUUCCUAUUUGUGGUUUAAGAAAUUCAUACGCUGGGCCCCAACUAUGUGACCAGAUGAGCUGAAUAGUGAUGGUGACUUUGUUCUAGAAAAAUGUUAUCUAGAGACAAAUAAAUCUAAACUACAUGC
Erinaceus europaeus (western European hedgehog) is the source of this 1027-nucleotide messenger RNA. RefSeq names its product surfeit locus protein 1. Gene Ontology annotation, cellular component: mitochondrion; membrane. Bases 45 to 950 code for a protein of 301 amino acids. The record is from RefSeq and is a predicted model, not a curated record. Lineage: Eukaryota; Metazoa; Chordata; Mammalia; Eulipotyphla; Erinaceidae. Gene Ontology annotation, biological process: mitochondrial respiratory chain complex IV assembly. The transcript is spliced from 9 exons.